UGCGGCCUCUCGGGCCGGCCCGGAGCUGCCGCGCGCGUCGUCGUGAUGCGCCGAGCCCGCAGGACCGCUGCCAAGUUGGGUGCGCCGGUCGGCCCGCCCGCGGGGCUGGCCUGGCCCGCCGACCCACCCAGACUGGGGCAUUUCCUCUGAGCUCAGCGAGAGGAGACGGACGGCGCUUCAGCAGCAGCAGCAGCAGCAGCAGCCCCUCUCGAGGCGGCGGCGGCGGCGGCGGGCCAGGGAGAGAGCGAGGGCCGCCCUCCUCCUCCUCCUCCUCCUCCUCCUCGAAGUUCCGGGCGGGCCGCCUGCGAGUCCCGGCGGGGCCGCCGCCCGCCACAAGCAAGAGGGAGCUCCCGCCGCAAAGCGAGCGGAGUCUGGGCGAGCGGGCUGCGGGCUCCCCCAAGGCCUCGCCUUCUCCCCCCCCCCCGCCGCGCUAAGGAGCCACAGGAGGCGGCGCCGGGGCAGGAAGGGGCAGCGGGGGGCCGCCCGCCCCACAGAGAGAGGAGGAGGAAGGAGGAGGAGGAGCAGAAAGGCGGCGGCGGCGGCGGCGACUCCCAGGACCAGGAGGCGCGCCCCGGCCGUCGGAAGUGGAAGGAGCUGCGCCUGAAGACCCGAGGCCGCUACGAUGGGCUGAAGGCGCGACCGCAAGAAGGAGAGGGACGAUUCCGGCGACAUCCCCAGAACUGGAGGCCGGCCGGAGGACUGUGAUGUGGCGGCCCCCCCGCGCCUCGAGCGCAAAGCACUCUGGACGCGCUCAGAGGCGCUCCUCGCCAUGGCGGCCUACAGCCUCAACCUGCGCGUCUUCUGGCCGCUGGUGACCUGCGGCUGCACGGCGCUGUUCUGCCUGCUGCGGAGCAAGGCCGGGGCGGCGGCGGCCACCUGGGACUGCGGCGUCUCCAGCCUGCCGCUGCUGAAGGGCUCGCUGCUGCUCUGCCUGCUGGCCUACUUGGCGCUGCGCGGCCGCGACUGGCUGCGGGCGAGGCGGCAGCGGGCGGGCGGCCGUGCCAAGCGGGGCGGCGCGGAGGAGGCCCGCCGCGCCACGGGAGGCGCCUGGGGGAGCCCGCCGGCUCGACGGCAGCAGCGGCGGCGGAGCUGGCUGGAGCGCUUCUACGAGCAGCAGCUGCGCCUCUCGCCCCACGUGCUGGGCCACAGCAAGGCGCACGUCAGCCUGGUGGUGGGCGAGGUGGUGCGCGCCGGCAAGGCCCGGGGCCGGCUGGCCUUGCGCGGCGACUUCGUGCAGGUGGGCAGCGCCUACGAGCAGCACAAGGUGCGCCUGAGCCCGGACGCCUUCGACGUGCUGGUGCCGCUGCGCCUGCCGCCCCGCCUGCAGCUGCGCGUCGAGCCGCGCCCCUCCUCGCCGGGGCUGCGCAAGGGCGGCGCCUUCGCUUGCGCCCUGCGGGUCUUGGCCGCCGCCGGCGAGGAGCGCGCCGGGGACGGGCCGCCGCUGAGCGAGGCGCUGUGCGUGGAGCUGGCGCCGGGCGCGGGCCGGCAGCUCUCCUCGGCGCUGGUGCUGCGCUGGUUCCAGGGCCACGUGCAGCGCAGCCUGGGCGCCGUGCGCUGCCGCCUGCAGGAGCGCUGCCGGGUGCGCCUGGCCGUGGGGCCCGGGCGCCCGCUGGCGCUGCACCUGGCGCCCUGCUCGGACUACGUCUGCUGCCACCUCUCGCUGGCGGUGCGCCUCAUCCCGGCCAUCCCGCUGGGCGAGGCGCUCUUCCUCACCGCCCCGCCGCCGCCGACCCCGGCGGGCAGCGCCUGCUGGACGCUCAACGUCUCCAAGCCCGAGCAGCGGCUGCUGGGCUGGCUGCGCGAGCAGGCGCCGCCCGACUCCUGCCACCUCAAGUGCCUGCAGCUGCUCAAGGGGCUGCGGGAGCUGGGCGCCCGCCGCGCGCCGGCCUCGCUGGGCGCGCACUGGGGCCGCGUGCUCUCCUCGGGCGCCCUCAAGACGGCGCUCUUCUGGCUGCUGCUGCGCGGCCCCCUGCACGCCUGGGCCGACGAGUUCCUGGUGCGCCGCCUGGAGGACCUGGUCCUCUUCCUCGUGGACGGCCUGCAGAGGCGGCGGCUGCUGCACGCCUUCUUCGGCAACGCCGCCGGCCUGCCCGAGGCGGUCGGCCUGCCCAAGAUCCUGAAGGAAGCCGCGCCCGUCAACCUCCUGGCCGCCUUCGACGGCCCCACCUUGGACCUGGUGGCCGCGCAUCUCCUGAGCACGUGGAGGCAGGCGCCCAGCAUCAUCCGCACGUGCGGCGGCGGCGGCCACAGUUGCAGGGGCCCCGAUCCUGUCUGAGGCCACCACUGGCGAGGCCUUCACUUCGCCUGAGCACGUCGGCAGCCAGCCUCAGGGGGCCAGCAAGAUCUUGUGCCUGCAGAAAUCCGCGCGGAGGUUCUCCAGGGGGAGGGGCCGCGUGUGGCUCUC
Messenger RNA from Hemicordylus capensis (graceful crag lizard), 2404 nucleotides. RefSeq names its product ITPRIP like 2 (gene ITPRIPL2). The coding region runs from base 770 to 2275 and encodes 501 amino acids. NCBI's taxonomy places the organism in Eukaryota, Metazoa, Chordata, Lepidosauria, Squamata, Cordylidae. The transcript has a single exon. The record is from RefSeq and is a predicted model, not a curated record.